This is a messenger RNA of Striga asiatica, 1824 nucleotides long. NCBI's taxonomy places the organism in Eukaryota, Viridiplantae, Streptophyta, Magnoliopsida, Lamiales, Orobanchaceae. The record is from the annotation of a GenBank genome assembly.
GCUGAAUGAUAUUACGAACUACGGCGGCAAAGAGCUCAAGAGCCCUCCACACCUCACACCACAGGCCUGCUGCUAGAUUUCUUCUCAAAUACAUCGUCUCUGUGGUUUAUAGUUUCUACCGCUAAUGGCGAGAUUAGUGUUGCGCUCUCCAUCCCUAGCGCUCAAUCCCUCUCUCAUUUUCCGAUGCCCAAACCUUCUGAAGACCUCGCACCCAAUGCUCGUCGUCAGGCGGCGCUUCUCAGCCGCAAGGAUUAGCAUGAGCUUGAGAGCCGGCAUUGUUGGCCUACCCAACGUCGGCAAGUCCACACUCUUCAACGCCGUCGUUGAAAAUGGAAAAGCUCAGGCUGCGAAUUUUCCCUUCUGCACAAUAGAACCAAAUGUUGGGAUCGUUGCAGUUCCCGAUCCACGUCUUAAUGUGCUUUCUGAGCUCAGCAAAUCUCAACGAGCAGUCCCAGCAUCUAUAGAGUUUGUUGAUAUUGCAGGUCUCGUGAAGGGAGCUAGUCAAGGGGAGGGUUUGGGCAAUAAAUUCUUGUCACAUAUUCGUGAAGUGGACUCUAUUCUCCAGGUGGUGCGGUGUUUUGAAGAUAACGAUAUCAUUCAUGUGAAUGAUAAAGUUGAUCCGAAAUCUGACAUUGACGUCAUCAAUUUAGAAUUGGUCUUCUCAGAUUUAGAUCAGGUAGAGAAAAGAAUGGAUAAACUCAAGAAGGGUAAAGCGAAAGACCCACAAUCCAAAAUGAAGCUAUUAUUAUUUGGUAAUGAUCCUGUGUCUCCUGUUGUAAUAUGCUCAUACCAGGAGGAAGCAGAGAAGUCUGCACUGGGAAGAAUCGAGCAGGCACUGAUGGAUGGAAAACCAGCACGAUCAGUUACCUUAACAGAUUUCGAGAAGGAUGCUGUAAGGCACCUCUGUUUACUUACAAUGAAACCUGUCAUAUAUGUAGCAAACGUGGCAGAAUCUGAUCUUGCUGAGCCUGAAAGCAAUUCUCAUGUUAAAGAAGUUAUGAACCUUGCUUCUGAACUGCAGUCUGGAAUGGUAACCGUCUCGGCCCAGGUUGAGGCAGAGCUUACUGAACUUCCUCCAGAGGAAAGAAUUGAGUAUUUGACAUCCCUUGGCGUUAGCGAGAGUGGGCUGGGAAAUCUGAUUAGGGCGACAUACAACCUUCUCGGACUGCGUACUUAUUUCACUUCAGGCGAGAAGGAAACAAAAGCUUGGACCAUACGAUCAGGAAUGACUGCACCUCAAGCAGCUGGUGUUAUACAUUCCGAUUUCGAGAGAGGCUUUAUUAGAGCGGAAACGGUUGCAUAUAAUGAUUUUGUUGCUGCUGGUUCACUUUCGGCUGCGAGAGAGAAGGGGUUGCUGAGAUCAGAGGGAAAAGAGUACGUGGUGCAAGAAGGAGAUGUGAUGCUAUUCCGGUUUAAUGUCUAAAUGACAUGAGGAUAACUGGGCUUCCUAUUGCUUGAUCAAGUUGGUCGAUAUCAAGAGCUUUUGGGAAUUGCAUGAAGACAAAGAUGAAAGAACCUUUCAACAAGAAAGACCGAUUCUUGGUGACUAAGUCCUCAACAUACUGUUUAAGUGUUUAUAAGAUGUGGUUCGACUAAAAUCAAGUAUUCACUUCAAAAGGUUGCUCAUUCAUACUUGCAAAUAGGGAACAUUUUUAUUUAAACUUCUAUCCAGAUGAGGGAUUGUCUGUAGUAGUUUCUUCCUGCCAUUUGAAGUUAUGUUUAGUCUUACACAUUUUUGGUUGAGAUGCAUUGUUUUAUCAGGCCACUAGCAUGUUUAGUCUUACACAUUUUUUUAUAUAUUAAUUAUAAAAAAUCAAAUCUGAA